CAAGAAAAAGAACCAGGCUUUAGCUGGGGAUUGUUAACGCACAACAUUUUUGCAUUAAGAAGAAUAAUCUAUCCUGCGAUAUUUCUGCACUGCGAGUCAUUAUGGUCCGCCUGACAGUGCAUCUGAUCGCAAAAUUGGGCAGUCACUCAAAAUCCAGCAGAAGCGAAUCCUUCCAGCAGUACCUGAGGAAACUGACCCAUCUCAACUUCUCAGACAAAAACAUAGAGGAGAUUGACGAUCUAUCAGUGUGCAGAAACCUCACAGUCCUUUACCUAUACGACAAUCAAAUAUCACAGAUCUGCAACUUGGGGUUUGCUUCAAACCUUACACACUUAUACAUGCAAAAUAACAAUAUAUCUUGCAUCGAGAACCUCUCGUCUCUACAUAAGCUCUCUAAACUGUUCCUGGGAGGAAACAGCAUCACUGUGGUGGAGGGAUUAGAGGAGUUGAAAAACCUAAAGGAGCUGCAUGUGGAAGGUCAGAAACUACCGUGUGGAGAAAAGCUGGUCUUUGACCCUCGUUCCAUUUCUUGCCUUUCUGAAACUCUGUGCAUUUUAAAUAUUGGCAAAAAUAACAUUGAUGAGUUAUGGGAUUUGGCUCCUCUCAGAAAACUGACCCAUCUUUUUGCUGCCGAUAACCAGCUACAUGACAUACAGGAGUUAGAAACAGUGUUCAGCCAAUGGUUUAAACUGCGGCUACUGGAUCUGAGUAGAAAUCCUGUGUGUCACAAACCUAAAUACAGGGACAGACUAAUAACUGUUUGCAAAAUUCUAGAGGACCUUGAUGGAAAACAAAUAAAUGAGCUAACAAGGCAGUUUCUAAUCAACUGGAAAGCCUCAAAAGACGCAAAGAAGAAACUAGAGGAUGGAAAAGACAACAAACAACAAAUGACAAACCCACUUACAACUUCAGCUGAUUUUCACUUGGGUCCCCAACAUCCUUCUGCCCAAGAGCGCAGCAGCUUUAUGAGUAAGCUGUCAGAAAAUGAAAAGCCUGGCGUUACAUUUCGGACAGACCAAGUUCAAGCCGACAGCAGAGGAAGAGGGACAAGAGGGGAUUACAGUACGGAAUGGCAAGCUCUGAAAAUAUGAAGCUUUAUCGAAGUCCUUUUGGCUU
Molecule: messenger RNA, 1116 nt
Organism: Danio aesculapii
Lineage: Eukaryota; Metazoa; Chordata; Actinopteri; Cypriniformes; Danionidae
Gene: ppp1r42
Product: protein phosphatase 1, regulatory subunit 42
Exons: 9
Coding region: 102-1091 (329 amino acids)
Molecular function (GO): protein binding
Source: RefSeq, a predicted model, not a curated record